Messenger RNA from Cebus imitator (Panamanian white-faced capuchin), 787 nucleotides. Its product is annotated as thioredoxin domain-containing protein 17. Gene Ontology annotation, molecular function: protein-disulfide reductase [NAD(P)H] activity. The record is from RefSeq and is a predicted model, not a curated record. NCBI's taxonomy places the organism in Eukaryota, Metazoa, Chordata, Mammalia, Primates, Cebidae. Gene Ontology annotation, cellular component: cytosol. The transcript is spliced from 4 exons. Bases 312 to 683 code for a protein of 123 amino acids.
ACUACGCAAGGAUUUAGGUGUUGCAGGGCGGUAAGUUUCGCAGCCAGUGUCCAUGGGGCCGGGGCUGGAACUAGAUUGGGGUAGAGGCCUGGGCUUGGGAGUGCAGCUAGCCCAGAAAGAGCUGAGAAACGAGAGCAGAAAGCCAUGCGGGUGCAUUGUGGUCCUCAGAGGUUUCCGUACUCUACGGCGGCUCCGGCUUCCGUAGGCCCCGCCCCCUCUUGCCCACCCGGAAGCAGCCCCGCCCCGCCCAGUGGGCCCCGCCCGCGGCGGCCAGACGUGCACGCUUCUAGCCGCAGUUCCACGUCGUGCCGAUGGCCCACUACGAGGAGGUGAGUGUGUCCGGCUUCGAGGAGUUCAACAGGGCCGUGGAACAGCACAAUGGAAAGACCAUUUUCGCCUACUUUACGGGUUCUAAGGACGCCGGAGGGAAAAGCUGGUGCCCCGACUGCGUGCAGGCUGAACCAGUCGUACGAGAGGGGCUGAAGCACGUUAGUGAAGGAUGUGUGUUCAUCUACUGCCAAGUAGGAGACAAGCCUUAUUGGAAAGAUCCAAAUAAUGACUUCAGAAAAAACUUGAAAGUAACAGCAGUGCCUACACUACUUAAGUAUGGAACACCUCAAAAACUGGUAGAAUCUGAGUGUCUUCAGGCCAACCUCGUGGAAAUGUUGUUCUCUGAAGAUUAAGAUUUUAUGAUGGCAAUCAUGUCUUGAUUUCCUGAUUUUAGUAUCAAUAAACUGUAUACUUGCUUUGAAUUCAUAUUAGCAAUAAAUGUUUAAAAAACUGGCAU